Messenger RNA from Procambarus clarkii (red swamp crayfish), 615 nucleotides. The record is from RefSeq and is a predicted model, not a curated record. NCBI's taxonomy places the organism in Eukaryota, Metazoa, Arthropoda, Malacostraca, Decapoda, Cambaridae.
AUGCAAACAUUCCCUCACAGUCGCCAACAUUCCCUCACAGUCGCCAACAUUCUCCUCACAGUCGCCAACAUUCCCUCACAGUCGCCAACAUUCCCUCACAGUCGCCAACAUUCCCUCACAGUCGCCAACAUUCCCUCACAGUCGCCAACAUCUCCUCACAGUCGCCAACAUUCCCUCACAGUCGCCAACAUUCCCUCACAGUCGCCAACAUUCCCUCACAGUCGCCAACAUUCCCUCACAGUCGCCAACAUUCCCUCACAGUCGCCAACAUUCCCUCACAGUCGCCAACAUGUCCUCACAGUCGCCAACAUCUCCUCACAGUCGCCCAACAUUCUCCUCACAGUCGCAACAUUCCCUACACAGUCGCCAACAUUCCCUCACAGUCGCCAACAGUCUCCCUCACAGUCGCCAACAGUCUCCCUCACAGUCGCCAACAGUCUCCCUCACAGUCGCCAACAGUCUCCCUCACAGUCGCCAACAGUCUCCCUCACAGUCGCCAACAUUCCCUCACAGUCGCCAACAUUCCCUCACAGUCGCCAACAUUCCCUCACAGUCGCCAACAUUCCCUCACAGUCGCCAACAUUCGUCCAGCAGAAGGAACACAAUUUAUCAUAA